AUGCACACACCCCGUCGUAGUUGCGGGGAGCAAUUCGAUCAACCUUCUACACAUCGAUGUUUGACGAGCAGGGCCCACCUCGACACGGAGGCGCAAAUUAGCGAUGUUCUGCUCUAUCCCGAAGAAGGCCCAAAUGGAAAAGCAGAUCUGGGACAGGGAAGAAGACCCGCGUUAAAAGAAAAUGUUAAGUGUAAAAAAAAAGAAGGGGGAGCUUCGAGGAAGGCACUCUUAAAGAAUAUAUGUGCUGUAAUAAAUGAAGAGAGUGAAGAACGAAUGAAGCAGUUGGAUGAACUAAACAUAGGCAUGAGCAACAUCGGCAAGAAUCGCAACGGUAGGAACGUGUUGGAGAUUUUCGGCAAUAGUGGUAACCAUGUGGAGAAGAGUUCAGCAGUGAAUGAACUUUCCUUGAAUGGUGAAACGAUCCAAAUUGUGGAGGCCUACUGGUUGUGCACGCUGAAAAAUAGACAUUUCUAUUCAUUUUUGAAAAAAAAAAAAAAAUUAAUUUUCAGCGUCAGCGCGGGGGUGGAUUCCCUUUCCCUCUUUUACUCCUUCCUUUUUGUUCUGUACAAAAUUCUAGUGAUCCUACGGUACAGAUACUCUGAAAGUUACGAAUCCAUAUUGCACAUAUUAAAUCGCGUGUAUUCCUAUUCGCAUGAUGAUAUAGACGAGAUUGUCCGUUUCAGUGAGGGAGAUAGUGCACUUCGCUUUUUUGCUUCCGUUUUGAACAACAUAACCGUUCUGUACUGCAACCACGCCACGAGGGAGGAGUGCAUCAAGGAGAAGAACUUCGUAAAAAAUAUUUGCAGGAGACACAAGCUGAGAUUCCGCACCAAGUUGCUCAAGAACAACUGGGAGGCUACUCCAAAAAAUGAACCGACUCGUAAACGAGGAAAUAACUUUCUGCUUCUGGCCAGAGAAUGGAGGAGACACGUAUACGUACAGCUAACCAGGCAACUGGAGAAACAGGCCAGGAGGGAAAGACACGCGCGUACAGCGCAGGGGCGCGACCUGAACUUCAUAUACACAAAUGGGAGGAACAUGCUUAAGUACAGAUACAGGGAUUAUGUGAGCGAUCUAGAACACUACAUAAGAUUGGCUAAUAGGAAACCUAUUUCGGAAGUGCUUCUUAGGGGUGAGGCGCCAAGGGGCCCGUGGCCGAACAGGUCAGUAAGCGGUCCGAUGGGCACGUGCAGUGCCACUCCGCGUACCACCGCUCGAGCCCGGAAGUUUGUGAAGUCCCUCAUAUUUCUGGGGCAUCACCGCAACGACAACAACGAAACGGUGUUGUUUCAGUUCCUCAGGGGAGCGUUCAUCAAAAACCUGAAAGGCAUGAAAUUUCUCACCUCGAUUAAGGAUUGCCUAAUAUAUAGGCCAUUUAUCAAGUUGAGAAAAAUUCACCUGUACAUGUACAUGCAGAUUGUGAAGAAAUCUUGGCGUUUCGACACGUCUAACCGGAAAUUGUCCGCCUCGAGAAACUUCAUCAGGCACGUUAUCAUUCCGAGCAUUUCCUCGAUGCUUGGGGGAGGGGUCUCCAGUGCAGGCAACAUGGCAUCAAACACGACCACAGGUACGGCAAUAAAGACUGACGCGUUAGGGAAAACUGAUAACACUGUUAGUACCGCUGUAAGGGAUGAGCUGCAAAUCGCCGGCGUGUACGAGUACCCCGCACUGGACCGCAAGCUAAGCAACAUCAUGGCCCAGACGGCCAACUUGGAUAGCCACCUGCAGUUUUGCACCAACCUCUUCUCCAUAUACAUGCACAACAAGUACUACAACAACCAACACAACAGCAAACACAAUGAACACCACAAUGAACACCACAAUGAACACCACAAUGAACACCACAAUGAACACCACAAUGAACACCACAAUGAACACCACAAUGAACAACACAAUGAACAACACAACAGCCGCAAAAACGAGGGAAGUACAAACCCGUUCAUCAAGGAAUAUCAGACCAUGCAAAGUAAAUUGUACAACACUUUCUUUGGAACACGGAACGACCAAAUGGAUGCACUCAUAUCCAUUAACAAAAUAUUAUAUGAACAUAAUUUCUUCUUACAAAUUUUUAAUUUUCUGGAAUUUUUUAUUUUACCCUCCACAUUUAUCCGCAUACAAAUUCUCCAUGAAAUGGUGAAGAAGUACACGGGGGUCAGUUUGACCUAUGGCAAUGUAGACCGUGUGUACAACUCUCUCUCCCAGUUUGUUCGAUCUUACGCGUGCAGCACCAUAGGGGAAACGACAUCCAUGAAUGGACAAAUGGAUUUAUCUUCUCUGCCUGAUGGGAGGGGAGAAGCACCAGGUGGAGAUGACAAUCAACCGUGUAACUUAUCACCCCAGGGGGUAAUUUCCUCAGUUAACGAGAAAAUACGAAUUAUAGAUCUGGAUGGAAGCAACAAACUCCUCGUUAAUAGAAUUUUCUUUCGCAUAGUAAACAGUCGGGAGAAAAAACAGAAGGACUCUGAGAAGCCCCCUCCUCACCUACGAGAAAAAAACGCAAAUAUAUACAUCCUCGACGGUAUAUCAGCACAGGUCUGCAGAAUCAACCGCAGGAAUGUUAACAAUAUGAUUAGUGAGAAAGGCACAUACCUGUUGAUUAAAAAGAGGAGAAAAAAAAAAAAGGAAAAGUUCGAAAUAUACAUUCGUUACUUAAAGAGGAAUGAUCUCUUACACAUGGGAAGAAGGCCCAUCAAAGCAACAAAAUUUCUUUCCAGGCGUGCCAUUCCCCCGAUAUACAUGUUUUCCCUCCCCCUUGUGCAUAUAUCAAAUUUUAAAAAAAACAACUUGGUUUUUUUACACCUCUUUGGGGAGAUAAUACAGAAUGCAAACUUUUCUGUUCAGGAGUUUGUGCAGAUGAGCGACAUGCACAGUUCCUUCGUUUACUCCAUUCGCUUUGGGAGGUAG
Plasmodium knowlesi strain H is the source of this 2904-nucleotide messenger RNA. RefSeq names its product PP-loop family protein, putative. Lineage: Eukaryota; Apicomplexa; Aconoidasida; Haemosporida; Plasmodiidae. The coding region runs from base 1 to 2904 and encodes 967 amino acids. The transcript has a single exon. The record is from RefSeq and is a predicted model, not a curated record. Gene Ontology annotation, molecular function: ligase activity, forming carbon-nitrogen bonds; ATP binding. Gene Ontology annotation, biological process: tRNA processing.